AGGUUCUGUUGGGUUACGUGACGCGGCUCGGUUCCAGGUCCGGUUCAGGGACACGACAUUUUCACAGCAGGACCUGACCCAGGUUUAGGAUGUAUUUUAUCACGAGUUGAAAUCUGACCUGAAGAACUGGGAUCUCUUUGUGUCAACAGAUUUUUCUCUCUGAAUUUUCAUUAUAAGUCUGAGACGACUGAAGGAUGGACACAGAGGUCAAUCAGCCUGAGGUCGUCUCUCCUGUGAGACGAAGGUCAAGAGUUCAGCAGCAAGACUCAGUGGAAAGCUCCCUGUCGGUAAAGGAACCGGUUCCCAUCCCUCCCGAUCUGGCCCAACGGAUCAAGCUGCGGGCCAAGGAGCUGAAGAUCCGGCAGAAGGACCGCUCCUGGGCCGCCGAGGUGGUCAACGACUUCAGGGAGAACCUGCUGAGGUUCCUGAAGAACAACAGCGACCAGCUGCUGUUCCAGUCGGCCAACUUCCUCACCACAGGAAGCUACUUUGAGAAGGUCAAGAUCGGCAUCCCUGAUGAGUUCGACAUGAUGCUGAAGCUUCUGGUUCCCUCUCGCUUCAACAUCACCACGCUGGACGCCGGCCUGUUCUACCGCAUCGACCUGACCCGCCCCACGCGCAACCCCAUCAAGGACUUCCUGCUGGACGACAGGCUCACCCUGUCGUCCAGUAAAAUCCUGACGGAGAUGUUCCGUCUCGUCCGCAAGUUCCUGAAGACCUACAGAGUCCCGGAUCAUCGCUGCCGGUGGGAGUUGAACAGGAAGAAGCCCAACUCUCCCGCCGUCACUCUGUCUCUGUGCCGGAGAGACAGCGGCGGGGAGGAGCUGAUUUCUGUGGACGUCGUUCCAGCUCUGGAGGUCCAGAGUUGGCCCCCUGCGGUGAGAAACGGCCCAGAUGUGGACAGAUGGCUGGGAACGAAGUUUUGCCAGGAAAUCAGGAGCUUACCUUGUUACUUUGUUCCAAAAAGACAGAAAGGACGGAAACUGAGUGAAGACGCCAAAGAAAGCUGGAGGAUUUCUUUCUCUCACGUUGAGAAGAAAAUCAUCACGUCUCACGGCAACAAGAAGACCUGCUGUGAGAGCGGAGGCACCAAAUGCUGCCGCAAACAGUGCCUCAUGCUGCUGAAGUCUCUCAUUGAGGGUCUGAAACGGCGCUAUCCCAAAGAGCUGGAGGACCUGUGCUCGUAUCACGGCAAGACGGCCUUCCUGCGCACUCUGUCCACCAGGUAUGAUGAUUCCUACUGGGCUCCUCAGCAGCUUCCUUCCUGCUUCCUGCAGCUGGUUGCUGCGCUACAGAAACACGCUCGCACAGGCUCGCUCCCUCACUUCUUUGUUCAGGAGAGCAACCUCUUCGCAACGUCCAUGUUUCCUCGCAGAGCUCAGGAGUUCCUAGUCAAAGUCCUAGAGGAGCAGAUGAAGGAAGGUCUGCCGCUGCUGCGGCCUCCGUCUCUUCUUCCUUCUCUGAAACCAGUCACCAUCGGAACCGAAAUGAACCCAGAAGAACUUCCUGAAAAAUCCCACCCACUGAUUUCUUCUGAUUGGCUGAUGCUCAUCCUGGUGUUUGUUGUAGCUGUGGUCUUUGGUUUUAAGUUCCUCUGUUUUUAACUAGGCCACUGGUGUCCAAAGUCAGUCAUCGGGUCACUAUGCAGGUUCAACACACCAGAAUCUAACGAUGGUUCAUCAGCUGAACUUUAUGACGCUCUGAGGAGUGAGUUGGAGCAUUUCAAUCAGCUGUGUUGAAACAAAAAAACCAUAGAAAAUUAGCUGCAUCUCCAUUAAUUAUAAAAUUGAGCAAAUUGGAAUUACGAAAGUGAAUUUGUUUAAUGGAAACAUGUCAAUUUUGAAAAACCUGAAAUGGGUUUUUGCUUGAGGUGGUUCCUCACCUCAACUAAGUAUUGAAAUUUGUAUAUUUCGCAAAACUGUAGUCGAAAUGCUUCUUUUUCUGGAUCACACGAGUCACAUGAUCAACAACAGGAUGUUAUUACUGGCGGAAACGACAAAGAAGACAACAGGAAGUAGUGGGAGGAUGACCUUUUAAUAAAU
Messenger RNA from Xiphophorus hellerii (green swordtail), 2042 nucleotides. RefSeq names its product cyclic GMP-AMP synthase. Bases 195 to 1604 code for a protein of 469 amino acids. Gene Ontology annotation, molecular function: double-stranded DNA binding; 2',3'-cyclic GMP-AMP synthase activity; chromatin binding. The record is from RefSeq and is a predicted model, not a curated record. The transcript is spliced from 10 exons. Lineage: Eukaryota; Metazoa; Chordata; Actinopteri; Cyprinodontiformes; Poeciliidae. Gene Ontology annotation, cellular component: site of double-strand break; cytosol; nucleus. Gene Ontology annotation, biological process: DNA damage response; activation of innate immune response; positive regulation of defense response to virus by host.